ACUCUACACUCUUCACCUUCACUGCUCUCUGCAACAUCUCCUUCGCCAUACACUGCUCUUCUCUAUCCAGAAGCACCGAAAGAACCCAUAUCGAUCUCAUAAUUUUGCUUCUUCAGCAUAAAGUUUGUAUCUUUUGCUUCUGGGCAUUACAAAAGAUUGUGGAGAGAAAAAAAUGGGAGGGGCAUCUCUGCCGCCGGGUUUCCGAUUCCAUCCUACCGAUGAGGAAUUGGUGGGGUAUUACCUGAAAAGAAAAACCGAGGGACGUGGGUUCGAGCUUGAAGUGAUUCCUGUAAUUGAUUUAUACAAGUUUGAUCCAUGGGAGCUUCCAGAGAAAUCAUUCCUCCCGAACCGAGACAUGGAAUGGUUCUUCUUUUGUCCACGGGACAGAAAGUACCCGAACGGCUCACGAUCAAAUAGAGCAACAAAAGCUGGCUACUGGAAAGCCACUGGAAAAGACCGUAAGGUUGUCUGCCAAUCUUCGGUGACUGGAUAUCGAAAGACAUUAGUCUUCUAUCGCGGACGGGCCCCCUUAGGGGAUAGAACAGAUUGGGUCAUGCAUGAGUAUCGGCUCUCCGAUGAGCUUCCCCAAGGAUCACUUGGUCUUCAGGGAGCUUUUGUGUUGUGCCGGGUAAUUAAGAAGAACGAGCAAAGUUCAAAGACAAGCGAUUCCAAUGGAGAGCUGAAAGGCAAGAGGGUGGGAAGGUACUUGAGCCCAGUGGACAUCACCUCAAUUGACACAUCAAGUGAGCUUCCAAGCACCUCGAAUGACGUCUCACCUCAAAACAGUGGACUUUAUGAUGAAAGUCGUAAUUCAAGCCCUAUACCACCUGAAAUCAUAGAAAUAGCAGAUUCCGAGCCAGCUUUAAUGGAGAACAAUCUUGCUAGCAUCUGGCAAUACCCUCAAGGACAAGGAUUGGAGUUUCAGUACUUCCCUCAGCAUGAGGUUCCUAGUUCUGUGGCUUCCUGGCAUUUGACCAAUAACAAAGAGACCGCGUCCUAUUUGGCAUACUCGGAUUUUAUUGGGGAAGUCGAACUUGCAGAGGAACUCGGCCAAAUUAGCUGCAUGUCGCCUUACUCGGGGCACGAGAACUAUGCCAGGUUUUGCCAAUAUGAAGAGAUCUCAUAUGAAGGAUAUGGAACUUGGGAACAAUCUCCAAUUUGCAGGCAAGCAAGUGGCGAUGGCGGCUCAGGAGACUUUGGGAAUCUGUGGAUGCAGGAAGACAACAUGACGAUCGUGAUGUAGUCAUUUGCUUUGCAGCAACUAGUUACGUUAUUAUUACUUUCUAGUAGUAUCUGAAGUGUGGUAUCCAAGAAGACGCCUUUUAAUGUUGGUUCUUGGAGCGCGACAAAGGACGGGGCGUUCUUUGCAUAUGUGACGGAAGGUUUUAUGGUCCGUAGGCAGCUUGGAGUCGGUUUGGUAUACCAAAUGGUUUAGUUGUCCUUUUUUAUCUUAAGAGUUAAGUAAUGUAAUACACCCCCUGGUGAUAAUGACUUUUAUCAGUUACACCGGGAGAUGGUUUAGCUACAAGUAGGACUUCCCAUCUUGAUUAUUUCGCUCUCGUGUAAGCUUAUCCCAUGAAAGCUUCUCACCGUUGUGAUAUUGAAGCUCGUACUGUGCAUUGAGGCGAA
Messenger RNA from Syzygium oleosum, 1629 nucleotides. RefSeq names its product NAC domain-containing protein 71-like. The transcript has 6 exons. Gene Ontology annotation, molecular function: DNA binding. NCBI's taxonomy places the organism in Eukaryota, Viridiplantae, Streptophyta, Magnoliopsida, Myrtales, Myrtaceae. The record is from RefSeq and is a predicted model, not a curated record. Gene Ontology annotation, biological process: regulation of DNA-templated transcription. The coding region runs from base 173 to 1243 and encodes 356 amino acids.